Molecule: messenger RNA, 384 nt
Organism: Histoplasma capsulatum G186AR
Lineage: Eukaryota; Fungi; Ascomycota; Eurotiomycetes; Onygenales; Ajellomycetaceae
Exons: 1
Coding region: 1-384 (127 amino acids)
Source: RefSeq, a predicted model, not a curated record
AUGCCGCACGUUCUUUACAGAAGCAGAAGAUGGCAGCCGCAGGAGAAAAAGGAAUUAGCUAACCGUCUGAAUUAUGAAACGCAGCCCCUCUUCCUCCGGGAAACCAAUCCGGAUCUAGAUUCCAAGUCCAAGUCCGAGAACAAUAAGAAGAGGCAGAGGGAAAAUCGUCAACCACCAUGGGAGAUGAUGAUAUGCUCCCCGGCGGCGGGCUGGCGGGCGGUUAGCGGUGGUGGGGCAGCAUCACAGCCAGACACCAUCUGUGCACACCACCUACCACAACACACAGCACUAUCCCAAACCGCACCAGCCCCAAUCCAGUCCUCAAUAGACUGCGCCGUUGGAUCGGGAGGAACAGAGCACCUGCAGGCUGCGGCACGCGAAUAA